AUGACAAACAUAAAGAAAAUUGCAGUACCAAGGUAUGGAAAGGAACCUACAGAAAGUACAGCCAUAUUAGUACCUAUUUGCAAAAUUUCUAACGUUCCAUCUUUGCUUUAUACCGUUCGUUCUACUCACCUUAAACAAAAUAGCGGCGAAGUGACAUUUCCUGGUGGAAAAACUGAUGGCGGCGAGGAUGCCGUACAGACUGCUCUUAGAGAGACUUUUAAAGUAAUUGGACUGCCUCAAAACAAAAUAGAGGUCUGGGGUAAAGGCACCGCUGUUCCAGGCCGCAAUAAUAAAAUACUAGUGACCCCUGUUAUUGGUUCUAUCGAAAGCUUACAACAGUCAGAUUUAAAUAUAGACACAAAGGAAGUAUCAGAGGUGUUCACUAUUCCAAUUGAGAUGCUCUGUGAUGCAAAAAAUCAAUUUCAUACUCAAUUUAGUAAUGGUCAAGUCUUGCCAGUAUAUUGUGUGGAGAACUAUAAAAUUUGGGGCAUCACUGCUUAUAUCACACAUAUCUUUUUGAGCAGCAUAUUGACCAAAGAUCACUAUAGAAAUGAUUGGACGAAAAAGAAAAUAGAUCUGGAUCCUAUAAAAAGUACAACGUAA
Molecule: messenger RNA, 603 nt
Organism: Arctia plantaginis
Lineage: Eukaryota; Metazoa; Arthropoda; Insecta; Lepidoptera; Erebidae
Source: the annotation of a GenBank genome assembly